Molecule: messenger RNA, 3242 nt
Organism: Eriocheir sinensis (Chinese mitten crab)
Lineage: Eukaryota; Metazoa; Arthropoda; Malacostraca; Decapoda; Varunidae
Product: zinc finger MYM-type protein 1-like
Exons: 2
Coding region: 1839-3242 (467 amino acids)
Source: RefSeq, a predicted model, not a curated record
CGUGCAGAGGGGGGGGCGGAGGGGGCUCGAGCCCCUGCCCCUUUGAACCUUGAUGCCCGAAAUGCCCUUUUGCAGCAUUUAAGGGGCGCCAAAUUGAAGCUGAAAGUCAUGAAAUAACUAACCCGUAACUUCAAAUCUUAGUUUUUUUUUUUUCUUUUUUUGUGUGUGUUUUAUAUAUACUUAAUGGUUGACUGGUUGUUUAAUACCAGCAUUUAUUAUAAUAAUAAUUUUUAUGUUAUCACCGUAAUCAUAAUUUUUAUUACGAACCUAUCAGUCAGUAAAGUGCAGAAAUAUGUAAUAGUUUCCCCCUUUAAUCUAUUGUUGCGACCUUGAAAAUGAUGUUCGGAAAACCCGCCCUGUCCCGUUAGGAAGGCGGGCGAGGGAAAGCUUGUGUUUACUGUUUUGCCUAUGGUAUAGGUAAGCAUGGUGGAAUUCCCCUCAUGUAUGUUAAGUUUUGACCUAUUUUGGGCCCAUAGGUGCCUCAAGUACAGUGUGGAAAUGAUUUUUCUAAAGAGAUGCUUGUAUUUUGCCCCUGGUAUAGAUGGUGUAAUGGCCCAAUAAAGCCUGGGCGAUAGCAGCUGAGGAGUGUCACCCAUGUAGGCCUCAGGGACGCCACCUGCCUUCCCCCAGACCUUGUUACAGCCUUGUCCUCAAUGCCUUGCCUUAGCCGUGCCUCCUAGUGUUUUCUCUGUGCCUCCUACUGCGUGCCUUGCUGUGUCAUAGUGUAUUUGGCCACUGAAACAAGGGCCAAUGUGUGUAAGGUGGGUGUGCUGUUUGGGCACCUGUGGACACCGCCACCGCGGUUAAUAUAUCCGCCUAGUUGUACUACAUGUGUAUGUACUGUGUUAGUGUUUAAGACAUUUGGCUGUACGUGUACGUACUGUGUUAAUGUUUAAGUACAUUUGGGUGUACCCUUAGGUUGUAAGGUGUGAAAGUGGUCCGAGAUGACCAACCCUCCCCUUUCCCUGUGAUUGGGUGCGAGUUGCGUGAGUGUGGUGUGUGUGUGAGUGCCUUGUGUAUCCUAGUUAAUUUAAGUACAAUAAAGUGUUAGGUUAGACUAACCUAACGCAAGGAAUCACUAACACACAAUAAACACUAACCUGUUAGUGUUUAUUGUGUGUUAGUGAUUCCUUGCGUGAGUGUUAACUUGUUGACCCCCUGUAGCUGUGAAGCCGUGUCACGGACAGCCUGCCGAGCCCACAUAAGGUGAGUUGACUGUUAAACGAGCACCGGCGCUGCUGUGGUGGAGGGAAGUUCGAGUCCUUCCCGGUGGGAGUGCCGUGUAGUGCCUUGCCCGGAGGUAACGACCCCCCCCCAUAAGCUGAGAGGGGCAUCGCAACACUAUAUUUCGUUUUCUCUCAAUAAAGAAAACAUUUGUGAUUGCAAAAUUGCAUAAAAUAUAUGCACUUUACAUAUUUGCAUUUGCAAUAUUGUUAUUAAUAUUUACGAGUACAUAUAUAUUUACAUAUAUACUGCACUGUGCAGAUCCGAGGGGAUAAACAAACAUCUUGUCUGCCGAUUCUCCCGCCGGGCGGUAUGUUAUACAUUUGCAGUGGUAUUUGUUUGUGCAUGGAUGAUGUAGGGCCGUAGGCCUAUUCUUACAAGAUGCAGAACCACUAUUAAACGGUAGGUACUACCUACCGUUUAAUAGUGGUUCUGCGAUGCUUCUCUGCACUUCUACCUUACCUACUAGGUAGGAGUGCAGAGAAGCAUCGCGCACUUUAGCAGACCCUCACUGGGCCCCACAAUUUUUCCAGAUCGGUUUGGGAGGAUUCGAAAGCAACAACAUUUGUAGUUUAACGAUCACAUUUGCAUAAUUUCAGUGCAGAGUGUGAGAGAUGCCUCGUAAGGAGAGGAGGUUAAAACAAAAACAAAAGGAGCUGUGUGAGGCCGCAAAAGGGAGUGGAUCACUUACCAGCUGGAUAACAGAAAACAGAAAAGAUGGACUGGGAGCAAGUCAUGACGAAUCAGAUGAGAAAAUGGAAGGAGAGAAAGACGACGACACUGUGCAUCAGAGAAAUGACAGCUUGCUGGGAACAGAGAGCCAGGAGGACACAGAGGUUGGAGGAAAGCCUGGAACUUCAGAGGUUAUUGAGCCCACACAGAAUGCUGAGAUAGAGGAAACAGCUAGUAUCCAGGAGAAAGAUGUUGGAGUGAGAGAGACAGAACAUGAAUUACAGAUUGCACAAACUGUGGAGGUAGAGGAAGCAGCAAGCCAGGAGGAGGCAGAUACCAGAGGGAGGCAGACAUUCUCACACCUGCUUGAACUUACCCACCCAAAUGAUCCUGCCCAUGUCCAACAACAUAACAUCAAAUGUGAUGAUUCCUUCAUUCAGUUUUGCAACAGUACUGGACCCUGUCAACCAGUACUCUCAUCUUUUCCAAAAAAUGAAAAAGGACGGUCAUUUCAAAAGAAAUGGUAUGAGAACAACACAUGGCUAGAGUACUCCCCAAGUCUUGAUGCAAUGUUUUGUUUCAGCUGCCGUCUUUUCUUGAGUGAGGAAAAAUACAUAAACCGGAAAACAUGGAAAUCAGAAGGAGUUAAUCAGUGGAGAAAGGCUCUUGAUAGAAUUAAAGGUCACAGUGCCUCAGAAUCACACAUGUGUAGUAUGGUGAGGUGGAACAAUUCAAAAAAGAGAUCACUGGAGGUAGCUUUCGAAAUGGGUGACCGUGCAUCACAAGCUGCUAAAGACAGGGAAAGAGAAAAAAACAGAGAAAUCUUGUCCCGCUUACUAGCCACCACACUUUACCUGGCAAGACAGGGAUUGCCUUUCAGAGGAGAUGAUGAGAACCCGUCAAGCCAAAAUAGAGGUAAUUUCAUAGAGUUGGUAGAGGUAUUUGGUAAAUAUGACAGUGUAAUUAAACUGCAUUUGGAAUCGGUAAAACAGAAGCAAGGAACUGCUAAAAGACCUCUUGUCUCACUCCUCUCCAACAGAAGUCAGAAUGAUAUGAUUAGAGCUUUGGCCAUAUCAGUAAAAAGAGUGAUCCAGAAAGAAAUCCAAGAGAGCAAAAUCUUUUCAAUUCUCAUGGAUGAAACCACAGAUGCUGCACACACUGAGCAGGUUUCUUUUGUCAUUAGGUAUGUGCAUAACAUGAAAAUCAAUGAGCGCUUUCUUCAGGUGUGUAACAUUCAUAACACAAGGGGAGAAUCUCUUGAAAACUUAGUGAUAGAUCUACUUGAAGAAAAUAAUCUGAAGUUGGAAAACAUCAGGGUCAAGGUUAUGAUGGUGCUGCAAACAUGA